AUGGCGCCCAGUCUCUUGCUAGACCCAGAGUCGCCGCCAUCGUCCUAUGUCCAUGCUGUUAAGCAACCCUUCCAUAAAGACGGCGGGGUAUCACUCAAGGAAGCCCAGGCUCCUGUGAGCGGCGACUUUUCCUUCUCUUCUGCGGCUAUGAACGGCAAUGGUGGUGCCCAUGUCAAUGCCAACGAUGGCUUCUCGUCUGGCAACAGUUUCUCAGAUGCUCAGCAAGGCGGAAGCGAUUUCACUACUGCUCAAACUCUUCGUCAACAAUCGGAAAGCUAUGCGAGUCAGGCUCGCAAUUUGCGUGACGGAAAGCGUCCCAACAUCUUGUACAUUAUGGCCGAUCAGAUGGCCGCACCCAUGCUAAAGUUCAAUGACCCAGAGUCAGUUAUCAAGACACCUCAUCUUGAUGAGCUUGCCAGGACUGGCGUCAACUUCGCAAGCGCUUACUGCAACUCACCUUUGUGUGCACCAUCUAGGUUCACCAUGUGCAGCGGCCAGUUGCCGUCCAAGAUUGGAGGAUACGACAACGCUUCCAUCCUGAGCCCAGAGGUUCCGACCUACGCCCACUACCUCCGUCGACAAGGCUACGAGACUGCGCUCGCAGGAAAGAUGCAUUUCAUCGGUCCUGACCAGCUCCACGGUUUUGAACACCGACUCACCUCCGACAUCUACCCUGGUGACCUUGGAUGGUCCGUCAACUGGGACAAGCCGGAGGAGCGCCAGGAGUGGUACCACAAUAUGGCUUCGGUCAUGCAAGCCGGGCCGUGUGUGCGAUCAAACCAACUCGACUAUGACGAGGAUGUCAUGCACAAGUCUCAACAGUACCUUUACGACUACGUUCGAUCAGACCCUGAGACUCGUCGACCUUUCGCUUUGACCAUCUCUUUGACCCACCCACACGACCCUUACACCAUGAUUCAGGAAUACUGGGAUCGAUAUGAGGGCGUCGACAUCCCCUUACCCAAGGUUGAGAUUGCCCAAGAGAACCAAGACUCGCACUCCCAGCGUCUGCUCAAGACCAUCGAUCUGUGGGAUAACCCUGUCCCUGAUGAGGCGAAGAUCCGCGCUCGCCGUGCAUACUUUGCUGCUUGCAGCUUUGUCGACGACCAGGUUGGCAAGCUUGUCAAACUCCUCAAGAACUGCAGGCUAGACAAAGACACCAUCAUUGUCUUUUCUGGAGACCACGGUGAUAUGCUUGGCGAGAGGAGUUUGUGGUACAAGAUGAGCUGGUACGAGAACAGCGCACGAGUACCGAUGAUCAUCAACGGACCCAACAUCGCGCCAAAGCAGGUUAAGGAGUCGGUUUCCACAAUGGACCUCUUGCCGACUUUUGUCGAUCUAGCUGGGGGACAAGUUGACGAGCGCCUACCACUCGACGGUUCCAGCCUCCAUGACUAUCUCGUCUCAGACAAGCCAGGCAAGGACGAAGUAUUCGGCGAGUACAUGGGCGAAGGCACCGUUACCCCGACGUACAUGAUCCGUCGCAACCAGUGGAAGUUUACAUACUCUCUCGCAGAUGGACCACAACUCUACAACCUUGUAGAAGAUCCACAUGAACUGCAAGAUCUUGCUACCUCGCCAGAGCCUUACAACCAGAAGAUGCUUGCUAAGUUCGAAGCUGAGGCGCACGAGAAGUGGAACUUCAAGACCAUCCACAACGAUGUUGUGCGAAGCCAGCGCAUGCGCCAGCUUGCUUGCAGCGCGCUGAAGAUUGGUCGCAAGGAGUCUUGGGACUACCAGCCACCAGCCAACGACAAGGACCGCUUCAUCCGCUCCCACAUUCCUCUGGAUGAGCUCGAGCGCCGGGCCCGCUUCCCCAUUGUGGACUAUCUGGGCCGCGAGAAGUCAGCUUCAGCAUCCCACCAUGGUCUUGCUGGAGCGGCUGGCCAGUAA
Alternaria atra is the source of this 1893-nucleotide messenger RNA. RefSeq lists its product as uncharacterized. The transcript is spliced from 2 exons. The coding region runs from base 1 to 1893 and encodes 630 amino acids. The record is from RefSeq and is a predicted model, not a curated record. Lineage: Eukaryota; Fungi; Ascomycota; Dothideomycetes; Pleosporales; Pleosporaceae.